AUGAAGCAGCAGUCUAUGGCUAUCUCGGCUACGGCGGGCCCUUCACGCGUUCAGCCAUCCACCACACGGCUCAAGACUGGUGGCAAGAAUGCCGGAAUCGGCGGCCUUCCAGGUGGCGUCGUCGGUCCAGAAGCUGCUGGUCUCGAUCCAUCCGGCCCAGAGCACUUUUUCGUCACGCUCGCCGCCUACGCCGAUGCGCUCGACGCUCUCCCGCUCGAUCUCACACGCAGUUUCUCCGACCUGCGCGAACUGGAUGCUGUUCUUGGCUCACACCUCAACAGCCUCACCGCGCGUCUGAAUCAUCUCACUGCACUCAUCGAGGAUCCUGACAUCGACCAGGGUCAGCGUCUGCUCGCGCUCAAAGAGGUGGCCGAGGAAGCGCGAGCCUACAAGAUGGGCGGCGAGGACAAGAUCCGUGUGGCGCUCAACACGGCAGAAACCAUCAUCAGCCACACGGACUACAUCGAUGCGUUGGAUGCCCAGCUCGAUCGCUUUGGCGAGAUCUCGACACUCCUCAACCCCACCAAACAUCUCAAGCUCGAUCAGUACUAUGUGCCAGGCCAGCUCAAGGAUCGCAAGCUCAUCUCUUCUCUCGAAACUUCUACCAGCUCUGCAGGAGGUGCUGCCGAUGCCAACGGCGUCAGUGGCUCCAAGAAGAAAAAGGUGGCUGCGCACGUCGCCGCGGUGAGCGCUGCUGGCGGCAAGAGCCACAAAUCAGCCGACGCGGCUUCGGCGAUGGGAUCCGCCGCAGUUCCCGCCGGAUCCUCAAACAGCAAGAAGCGUAAGGCAAUCUCUGGCGCUGCUAUCGGCGGAUCAUCGUCAGGCGGCAGUGCAAAGGUGGCAAAGACUUCUGGCGCAGGCAAGGGAGACGAGGACGUCAAAUCGGCCGCCAACGGAUCCAGCUCGCACAAGAAGAAGACUGACAGCAGCUCGCACUGUACUGGCGCAAGCGGAUCCAAAGCCAGUCAGUCGAACAGCAAUACGCGUCUUCCACGGGCAGCGCAUGCACACAUUGGAUACAUCGAAGACGACGAGGACGGGCCGAGCGGACGCAAGGAUGCUACGUCAAGACGAGCUGCAGGCGAUAACGACGAAUCCUCCUCACGCAAUCGCAACAGCCGUGCCAUACGCGCCUCUGCUGCAGCUCAACGCAGCGACGACGAGGACGAAGAUGUGGAUGACGGCGAUGUGGAAGAAGAGGAGGAAACGCACACUCGUUCCAACGCCAAAAGUCGUGGUCGUGCUGGUGGGCGUGCAGGAGCGUCGAAUUCGCGCGCUCGUGGUGCCGCAGUUGCCACGGCUGCUUCUCCUCAUACCGGUUCGACAUCUGCAAGCCGCGCUGAUAGUCCGGCAUCCAACACAGGAGGUGGAGGCGACGAUGCAGACGAAGCUCGCUACUGCUUCUGCAACAAUGUGUCGUACGGAGACAUGAUCGGUUGCGACGACGACGAUUGCGAGAGGGAGUGGUUCCAUCUCGGUUGUGUCGGUUUGACCAAGCCACCACAGGGCACUUGGUACUGCGAAGCGUGUCUGGAGCGCAGAGCGGCUAAUGGCCGGGGCAGCAAGGCGAAGAAGGCAAAGAGUGCAGGUGGAAGCAAGAGCAAAGUUCGUCGCUGA
Molecule: messenger RNA, 1617 nt
Organism: Mycosarcoma maydis (corn smut)
Lineage: Eukaryota; Fungi; Basidiomycota; Ustilaginomycetes; Ustilaginales
Exons: 1
Coding region: 1-1617 (538 amino acids)
Biological process (GO): regulation of DNA-templated transcription
Cellular component (GO): nucleus
Source: RefSeq, a predicted model, not a curated record